AUGAACCGACAGCAAGCUGCCGAGAAGGCAUUGCAUGACCAGACAAACAUCCUCCCCAAGGGUCAGCUGCUGGUUGUCUUCGGGGGUCUAGCCUGCUCCCUACUCAUCACUUUCGUGGAUCAAAAUGGCAUCAGCGUCACACUCCCCACGAUCGCCAAGGAUCUCAAUGCCCAGAACACGAUCUCCUGGGCGGGCACUUCCUCGCUCAUCGCCAACACCAUGUUCACGGUACUGUACGGCCGCCUGUCGGACAUCUUCGGCCGCAAGAUUGUGUACCUGUUCGCGUUGGCGCUGCUCUGCAUCGCCGACCUGCUGUGCGGACUGUCUCAGAACGCGGCCAUGUUUUACGUCUUUCGAGGCCUGGCCGGUGUGGCAGGCGGCGGCGUGACGUCGCUCACCAUGAUCAUUGUGUCGGACGUGGUGUCGCUGCAAGAACGAGGCAAGUACCAAGGCAUUCUGGGUGCAUCGCUUGGACUCGGGAACGUCAUCGGCCCGUUCAUCGCGGCCGCGUUCAUCAUGAAGUCGACGUGGCGAGGGUUCUUCUGGCUGAUCUCGCCGCUGUCGGCCUGCUCGAUCGUCGUGGGCUACUUCCUUAUCCCGAAUAAUACGCGCAAAGACGGCUUCCGGGAGAAUCUUCGGCGGAUUGACUUCUUCGGCAUCAUCGCAUCAUCGAUCGGUAUCAUUUUCCUGCUGAUUCCCAUCUCCGGUGGCGGAUCCUACUUUGAAUGGAACUCGCCCUUGGUGAUUAGCAUGCUGGCGAUUGGCGGCUGUUCUUUGAUCGCGUUUAUAUUCAUCGAAUGGAAACUGGCGAUACUGCCUAUGCUUCCUGUGAUGCUUUUCAAGAAUAAAGUCAUCUGUGCUCUCUUCCUGCAAAGUUUCCUGCUUGGCGCAGCGUAUCAAUCCUACCUCUACUAUUUGCCGCUUUAUUACCAGAACGCCCGCGAAUGGUCGCCUGUCAUAUCUGCCGCAUUGACAUGCCCUCUGGUCGUCUGCCAGUCCCUCGUAUCUGUCCUGUCCGGUCAGUAUAUCUCCCGACGCAAGCGCUACGGCGAGGUCAUCUGGUGUGGAUUCGGAUUCUGGACCCUCGGCGCUGGCCUCAUUCUCAUCUUUGAUCGCACCACCAACCCAGGCGUCAUUGCCGUCAUCGUCGCCAUUGUCGGCAUUGGGGUCGGCAACGUCUUCCAACCAACCCUCGUGGCGUUCCAAGCGCACUGCACUAAAUCGCAGCGCGCCGUCGUCAUCUCCGACCGCAACUUUUUCCGCUGCCUCGGCGGCGCAUGCGGACUUGCCGUCUCCGCGGCUCUGUUGCAGGCGACGCUCAAGUCGAACCUGCCGAGUGGGUUCGAGCAUCUGGCUCAUUCGACGUACUCGUUGCCGGCGCGCCCAGGCAUCUCGGAUGCCGACUGGUCGCAGAUCUUGAAUGCUUAUGCGAAAGCGUCGCGGAGCGUGUUUAUUCUGCAGGUGCCGCUUAUCGGGGUGUGUUUUAUCGCUUGUCUACUGAUUCGGGAUCGGGGGUUGGAGAGGCCGAAAGAGCCCGGGGAAGAAGAGGAGGAGAUGAAGAAGGGCCAAGAGAGGAAUGCGCAGGUGGCUGAGAACCAUGUCGAGGGACAGGAACUGCGGCCGUCUGAUCCGGAAACAGGUGUUGAUUCAGGGUCUGUGCGUCCUGAGAUGUCAGGGAGGUUGGAUCCGAUCUCUCUCAUUCCAUCAAUCCAUCGAAAUGAUGGACCCCAGCAACCUUUCAUGCAAUGGAAAUCCCUGAAUCAACGCCCCGAACAAGCGCUUCGCCCUCCCGAGACCAUAAUCCCCGGAAGCGCGGCCGAACCGCCUGCACGCGCUGCAAAACGAGAAAGCAGAAAGUACACGCAUGCCCUGGAACAGCGGAUCAAGGACCUCGAAUCCCAGUUGAGUUCCAAGCCACUGGGUGCGAAUGGCAAUGCGCCCAAUGUAGCGCCCGCGGAGACGCCACCGCUUUUCCCGGCCCGGAAUCCAGAGAGCGCGCAGCCGGGCCUCAGUCCCGCCACGGGCAUCGACCACAAUGCCGUCGGCGAGCUGGUCGGGUUUCUGGCGCUGAACUCCUACGAGGCCCCAGCGUAUGUGGGCUCGAGCUCGGGGCUGUCGCUGGCGGCUAAUCUUGGCGAGAUGGUGCAGGCGACGGUGUGGAAUCAGGUCCUGACGCCGUCGCGGGGACAGCAGAACCCGUUAAAUCUUUCAGGGGGCGUAUCAGGAGGAGGAGGAGGAGGAGGAGGAGGAGGAGGAGGAGGAGGAGGAGGAGGAGGAGGAGGAGGCGCCUCGACAAACGGACCACGGGGCGUUGGGGGCCAGCCGCGGUCGCUGAGGAUGGAAGAUUUGAUUGCGAAGAGCACGGAGCCGCCGAAUGAUGAGAUGGGAGCUCGUAUCCUGCAGGCCUAUCUGACGCGAUUGCAUGUGCGAUACACGUUUCUGGAUCGGCGCGAGCUGUGGAGGCUGCACGAGGACCGGUUUCGGCUGGCCAAGACGAAACGCGAGGAGCUGUCGCAGGCGGAGAGGUUUGGGCUUUUCAAACUGUAUCUGGUAUAUGCGAUCGGGGCGACGACUUUGGAUCUGAGCGAGAAGUACACUUAUGUUCCACCGGAGCGAUUUUACAUGACUGCCCUGCAGCAAGUCCCCACGAUGUGCGAAGCGCGAUCCAUCGAAAACAUUGAAGCCAUGACGCUUCUGGUGGUAUAUCAUUUGCGAUCCGCCUCCAGCCAGGGGGUCUGGUACAUGGUUGGACUGGCGAUGCGCACGGCAAUCGAUCUCGGACUGCACCGAAAAGCCAACGAGAGCAACCUCGACCCGAUCACCGCGCAAAUGAGACGUCGGCUUUUUUGGACAGUCUACUACCUCGAGCGAGUGGUGUCCAUGUCCCUCGGUCGUCCGUUCAGCAUCGCAGACCGACACAUUGACCUGCCCCUGCCUCUAGACGCUGACGACGACGUGCGCGACCCAGCCCUUUUGUCUACCAGCAGCAGCAACACUUCGCCUGCACCACCCAAUCGUAACACCACCCUCACCUUCUCCAUCUACCUCAUCCAACUGCGCCGUAUCGACUCCAAAAUUCAGCAAAAAAUCUACCGCGCCGACCGGCCGCUCCACUCCCUCCGCUCCAAGAUGAACUCCCUCUUCCUGGAGCUCGAGCAGUGGAAAGAAUCCGCCCUCCUGCGAUUCCACGGGCCCGACCUCGACUAUCCCAUGCUGCACUACAACCGCGCGCUCCGCCUCCUCAUCCAGCCCUUCCUCCCUUCCCUCCCCCUCACGGACCCAUACUACCAUGUCUGCCUGCGCGCCGCCGGCAACAUCUGCCAGACGCACAAGCGACUCCACCAGACGCUCGAAUACGGACAUUCCUUCCUCGCGGUGCAGACGGUCUUCAUGGCCGGCAUCACACUGCUGUACGCGCUGUGGACGCACGCCCACGACGUCUGGUCCGUACAAAUGAGCAACGACAUCCGCGCUUGCUCGACGGUACUUUUCGUAAUGGGUGAGCGCGCCGUUUGGGUGAAGAAAUACCGCGACGCGUUCGAGCUGCUGGUCAACGCCGCAAUGGAGAAGUUGGAAGUCAACGAUCCGAGCCGGAAGAUCGGGAUGGCGGAACUCAUGACCGCCCAGCACUCGGGGGUCCUUUCCAAUGCGAAUCCAUAUCUCUCUUCAUCCCCUACACCGGGACUAUUCAAACACCCCUAUCCGAACUUGAACUCAGCCUCGGCAUCCUCUUCGGCUCCUAAUCCUACAACCCUAGUCCCGCCCCCAUCUUCUUCCAACAUCAAUCUCAACCCGAACUCCGGAAUUGCCGCAGACAUAAACCAUCAUCAACAACAUAACUCUAACCCGAACUUCAACUCCACCAACCCCAACCCAAGCAAUACAGCAAACCCCACAGACACGCAAAACCACGGCAUGCGCAUGGCCUUCCAGCUCGCUCCAUGGAUCGAUCUCGAAGAGGACAGUCCCUUCUGGAUGCCGGACUUUGAGACGCUGGAGAAUUUAUCCGGGAAUUUGGAUUUCUGGAGUGCGGGAGCCCCGGGACCUUUUGAGCCGUAG
Aspergillus affinis is the source of this 4059-nucleotide messenger RNA. Its product is annotated as transporter. The coding region runs from base 1 to 4059 and encodes 1352 amino acids. NCBI's taxonomy places the organism in Eukaryota, Fungi, Ascomycota, Eurotiomycetes, Eurotiales, Aspergillaceae. Gene Ontology annotation, biological process: DNA-templated transcription; transmembrane transport. The transcript has 6 exons. The record is from RefSeq and is a predicted model, not a curated record. Gene Ontology annotation, molecular function: transmembrane transporter activity; zinc ion binding; DNA binding.